AGCUAUGUCUUCAAGCUGGCAGACUUUGGGACGGCUCGUGAGCUGCGAGCAGACGAGACGUUCAUCUCUCUCCACGGGACGGAGGAGUACCUCUAUCCUGGGAUGUACGAGAGGGCUCUGGUCAACCCCAGCAAGAGACAUAAGUUCUUUGCCCAGGUUGACCUGUGGAGUGUUGGUGCCACAUUCUUCCACGCAGCCACCGGACGACUCCCCUUCCAACCUUUCAGGAAGAGAGACGACAAGAAACUCAUGUACCACAUGAUCUCAUCCAAGCAGCCAGGAGUGAUAUCUGGGUGGCAGCUGGAGCCCAGUGGGGAUAUCAUCUACUCCGAGACCCUGCCUAGUGACACAAUUAUCUCUGAGUUAGUUGUUAAUCUUUGUAUGAAUAUGAAAUGCGGGUUACAGUACUUGGUCUGUGUGUGAAUGUGGCUGCUAUUCUGCCAUGAUAGGCUGAAACACAGCCUUUAGAGGGAUGUUGAAGGCAAUUGAGCUUUUAUGUGGGGC
Geodia barretti is the source of this 504-nucleotide messenger RNA. NCBI's taxonomy places the organism in Eukaryota, Metazoa, Porifera, Demospongiae, Tetractinellida, Geodiidae. The record is from the annotation of a GenBank genome assembly.